AUGUCUGAUCUGGUCUCACCGUUCUCUCUUCACCUCCUUCUGUGCUCCUCUAGUUCCUCAGAUGUACAGGCCCCUCUCUCGCUCCUCCCUCCACCUCCAUCUGCCUCCACCUCAGCACCACAUCCUGGAGCUGGUGACUCUCCUGUCCGGGAUGAAUCCACAGACGAGGAGCUGCCGGAGGCCACGCCGGACGAAGGGGACGGUCCAGCCUUCCUCCCUUCCACACCCCCUGCUCCUGGUCGUCUUGCCACCUUCCUCCCUUCCACACACACCGCUCACGUUGUCACCUCCCUCCCUCCCACACCCCCUGCAGCUGUUCGUGGUGCCGUAGAGUUGCUGCCUAAGUCCUGGCGGGCAGCUCUCUCUGCCGAGCAGCAGCAGUGGAUCAGUCGGGUGCUGUUUACCAGGGACAGCUCGGGGAGGUCUCGCCUCAUCAGCGACUUGAAUCUCUGGUGGUCACCUCCCCAAACCCGGCCGGUCUACAGCCAGCCUCCCGCAUCCCCCGAUCUCUUCUUUGCAUGUCGGCUGUUCCUCUGGAUGCCACACCGGAUUUGGCAUCAGCAGCUGACAUGCCCCCAGCCUUUGUGCACUGGGUCCAUGACAAAGGCUGGGUUGUACAGGACCAUCCGGAGGGUCCUGGACAUCGACGGCUGGUACCUCAUGGCCACCGAGUACCUGGAGUGCCGUCGGUGUAAGAAGAAGGUCGGAGGGUGGUCGCAGGGCAUCAUCCGGCAGCUGGCCCCCCAGUACAGCUGCCAGUUCCCAGCUGUACUCACGUACAAGCUGUCCUGUGACUUGAGGGUGGUUGUACAGCUGAGGUCUCGCACUCUGGGCAACAGUGCGAGUCGGCUGUACAACACCCUGCGCGAGCAGCACUCGGAGACCUGGAUGCGGAGAGCGAUCCAGUACCUCGGCGUGUGCGAGCAGUUCCUGGCCUUGUACUCGGCGAGGGGGCAGACACCACCACCACCACCCGAGAUGCCCCCUGUACCAACACCCGUGUGGCUGAUGACGGUCUUCACCUACGAUGUGCUGUCGCGGCUGGAUGAGUACAAGGCCAGGAUCACUUCCACCUUCGGGUCCAUCUUAAAGAUGGAUUCCACUAAGAAGGUGACGAAGAAGCUCGCUGGUGCCGCCUCUGACACGGCCACCUGCGUUACCAACGUCGGUAACGAGCAUGGGCAGGUCCUCAUGAGCGUCCUCACCUGCUCCGAGGGCACCGGGGGCCUGUCCAGGAUGGCGACCGGCUUAAUGAGGCGGUACCGACUCGCCGGGGUACCCCCUCCCCAGCUCAUGUACGUGGACCGCGACUGCUGCAACAGAGACGGCGUGUCGAAGACAGCUGACUUGUUCCAGGAGUGGGAGCAGCUCGUGGUGAGACUCAGCAUCUGCCAGCUGAUGCGACGCUUCGCAUCAGGUGUCACCACUGAGGCCCACGAGCUGUACCCCACUUUCAUGGGGCAGCUGUCUCGCUGCAUCUUCGAGGUCGACCCCGAAGAUGCCCGCCGUCUCACCGAGGCUAAGCGGUCCGAGCUGGAGGAGAAGCGUGGGAUGGUUGGCCUGAGUGACGCCGAGGUGAUCGAGGAGAUCUCCAAACGGGAAUGGAGGCUCCACUGUCGGAGGAGGACACGUGGGGCAGAGGUGUCGACCCUCCUCAUACAGGAUCUCCUCGAUACCUUCGGCGGACCAGCAGGACGCAACAGCCUGGACAUCCCGUUGCUCGACGCUCUCUGCAUGCAGGACAUAUGGAGUACGCAGAGGCCCCAUCUCAGCUACAUCCAGGACCCACCAGGGGUGCAGCUGUACACCCAGACCGGCAGGCUGACCAAGGGCGGAGUCAUCCUGCCGGUUUAUCGCUGCGCGAGGGGCUCCACGUCGUUGGAGUCCUUCCACCUCCACCUCAACCGGUUCAUCCCAGGUACUCGUGUCUCUUCGAACAGGUUGUGA
This is a messenger RNA of Cyclopterus lumpus (lumpfish), 1947 nucleotides long. RefSeq lists its product as uncharacterized. The record is from RefSeq and is a predicted model, not a curated record. NCBI's taxonomy places the organism in Eukaryota, Metazoa, Chordata, Actinopteri, Perciformes, Cyclopteridae. The transcript is spliced from 6 exons. Bases 1 to 1947 code for a protein of 648 amino acids.